Messenger RNA from Hypomesus transpacificus, 1879 nucleotides. RefSeq names its product SFT2 domain containing 3 (gene sft2d3). Bases 92 to 766 code for a protein of 224 amino acids. Gene Ontology annotation, biological process: vesicle-mediated transport. Gene Ontology annotation, cellular component: membrane. The record is from RefSeq and is a predicted model, not a curated record. The transcript has a single exon. Lineage: Eukaryota; Metazoa; Chordata; Actinopteri; Osmeriformes; Osmeridae.
UGAACUCCUUAAUGAAGUUAGCUUCACACUGCUUGUCUGUAUCAACAUAGAGCAAGGAUUUUGUCAACAAUCGAAAGUAGAUAUAGAGGUAAUGGCAGAAUUAAAUCGACAACUUCAAGAGUACUUGGCACAAUCCAAAGGGGGUGCCAAGACGAUAUCUCAGUCCAGCUCAAGUACCUCCAUAGACAUAGAUGACCCUGCAUCAGUUCCCGGGAGCUGGUUCGGUAACUGGUCAAGUCCAUUCUCUGGUUCCACCAGCAGGUUGAACUCAUCGGGCCAAGGAUCGAGCACCGGAUUUUCCUGGCCAUGGUCUACGGAGCCAGACCCAUGCCUGCCCGGAAUGAGUCGCUCACAACGACUGGUAGCGUUUGGGACCUGCAUUACUUUCUCUGCUAUUUGCUUUGGACUUUCCGCCCUUUACGCGCCGUUGUUAUUAUUGUAUGCUCGCAAAUUUGCACUACUUUGGUCUCUAGGUUCACUUUUCGCAUUAAUGGGAGCGGGGAUACUGAAAGGACCGAGUAAGCUCAUUGGAACUCCGACUCCUGGCGCAGCGGUAUAUUUGUGUUCGCUUGGCGGAACCCUAUACGCGGCCCUGAGUCUUCACAGCACUGUGCUCACCGCACUUGGAGCUAUUGUCCAGAUUGCUGUCAUCGCUGGGUACGUCGUUUCUUUGUUGCCUGGCGGCAGUGCUGGUAUACGGUUCAUGGGAGGGAUGGCAGCGUCAGCAAUUAAACGGACUGUCACUGGUAAAACAAUGCCUAUUUGAUCAUAGACAUGUUGACACGCUGUCAAACAGACCAAUGAUUCACACUGAACUUUGUUCAGGCCGCUGCAGUGAUAAGGACUGAGCAGUGUGCGCUUUUAGGAUUUCCAGGCAUGGACAGUCCAAAGAAACAUUCCUGCUGGCUACAUUCUAAGAUUGGAUGGGAAUUUCCUAUGGACAAACAACCCAGAUACAAUUUGAGAAUAAACACUUAAAUGGAAGACUCGGCAAACCAUUGUAUAUGUUGUAAUUUUGACUAAUAAAAUGUACCUUGAUACAUGUAUAUAAUUGAUUUUGUUCCAGAGUCGAUCGAUAGAGUGCAUCUCACCAGCUAUGUGAUUUUUCGGAAGUCUGACCUGUUGCACUCAAAUGUCUGUAGCUGGGCACUAAUGCUGAUGUAUGGAUAUUAACAUGGGUGUGCUUGUCAUUAACAUUACAAUAUUAUUCUCAAGGAGAUAUCAUUUUGGUAAAGUUUGCACAAUUUAUUUUAUUAUAGUCUCAUACAAAAAUGGACAAAAACAAUAUGACAAUAUCAUGACAAACUGUACAUUUAGAAACAGAAGAUGCAACCCUUGAUAUUCAGAGGUGCCUGGCGAUGAGAUAGCGUGAAUCUUCUCCAUUAUUUCACAUUGAAACUUAAAUAAAUGGAGCCAAGGACUUGGGGACUGACACAUUCAAAGCCCUCCUGUUAGUUUGUUUCCUUUUUUUUUUUUAACCAACAGUGACAAAACACAACUUCAGAAAGAAACACCUAUGAGUGACUUUUAUUGUUGAAUGUUCCUCUCCUAGUGUUUGGAAUUUAGAAAUAUGGCAUAUUCAGCUUGAUAUGUCAUCAGAACAUUUACAGAUAGAAUCCUAAUGUACAGAGAAGCCACACUAUUUUACAUCAUAAAGAAUAUUGGAUGUUCAGAAUCCUCAUCACACAGCUGUUCUGUGAAAGCCUGAUUGUUACAUCCACCUGAACUUGGUUUUGCCACUGUAUGAUUGAGACAGUGCAUUUAGAAAAUGAAAACCAAAGACCUGGUUCCAUUUCCGUACCUGUCCUCUUCCAAUAGUCCAUAAAUCUUCAAAGUGCCCAAAUCAGACAAGGGAGGGCAACAAGCAACUGGCUCAAUG